Messenger RNA from Spirometra erinaceieuropaei, 4030 nucleotides. The record is from the annotation of a GenBank genome assembly. NCBI's taxonomy places the organism in Eukaryota, Metazoa, Platyhelminthes, Cestoda, Diphyllobothriidea, Diphyllobothriidae.
AUGUCUUCAUUGCUGCCUACACCGCUACCUUUUUGGCCAAAGAACACCCCGAAGCCCUCAAAUGACUCGUGGUUGCAAUGGUGGAAGACAUUUGAGGAUUAUAUUGAACUACUCCCGAUUUUGUCACCCACGAUUGUACUAGACGUCCCAUCUAAGUUCAAACUCCUCCGGACGAAUCUCGGAGAGUUGGGACAACGAUAUUUCGAUGCCCUCAAUCUACAAAAGGCUAUAGAUCUCCAAACAGCCUUCUCAAAACUCGAGUCAGCGUGGGGAGGAAAGGACAACGUCUUUCUCAGUCGCUAUCGGUUUUGUCAAAUGCGUCAAGAAUCCAAUCAAUGUGUCAGUGAUUUUAUUACUAAUCUGACUCUGGCCAUUCAGGACUGUGGGUAUAAAGAGAUCAAGGCAGACAACUUCGAGCACGCAAUGCUCGUUCAGCAGUUGAUCGUCGGUCUACGCGAUGAAAAAGCUCGGGAAAAUCUCUUAUCAGAGAAGAAGGAUUUGUCAUGGGAGAAAGCCUGUGAUAUUGCCAGUCACCAGGAGCGCGUGCGGCAAAACCUUCAACAGCUGAAUCAGUCAAACGAUGGAGUGAUAGCAGCCUUGGAAUCGGAAAUGGCUGUAUCCCUGGUCAACACUGCUGUGUCUUCACCUAGACAGCGACCCUCAGCUCCCUCAAAACAACUACCAUCAUGCUACCGUUGUGGCCAGCAUCAUAUCCGGUGGUCAGACUGUAGACACCAGAAGACGGUAUGCCAGUUUUGCAUAAAAGUCGGCCACAUCGAACGAGUGUGUUUCUCCAAAAGACGAGCGAAUAGUAACACGCAUGCGACCUACCCUAGUCCAGCUGGGGAUGGUGAGGCGAUACUCCGAAUGUUUCCGGCCAACGCUACUCUCCAAUCCCCCUACACCAUCACGCUUCCGGUUGAUCACCAUCCCGUGAAGUUUGAAAUCGACACUGGCUCAGCUGUUACUCUCAUCAAUGAGGCCUCUCUUCAGAAAGUACCCUCCCUCCUACCGGUUAGCUCAACACUCCGUAGUUACACUGGACAGAACGUAGACGUUCGAGGGGUCUUUACAGCCGAAGUCGAACAUGAUGGAGAACUUCAUUACUUGCCGGUUCAUGUGGUGAGAGGAAGCCAGCAACCGAAUCUCCUUGGACGAAAUUGGAUUAAAUGUGUGCCUUCUGUGCUAUCCUAUGUACAUCGGAUUGGUGUAAAUCCGGCUUUAGAUUCAAUUUUGGUAAAUCAUAAGGAUCUAUUUCGUGACGAUUCAGCUACCCACUACCGCGGUCCACCUGUUAAGUUUCAGUUUCAGUCAGAUUUCCGGCCCCGGUUCUUCAAAGCUCGUACAGUCCCCUAUGCACUCGCACCGAAGGUCGAAGAAGAGCUGGAUCGCCUACAGAAAGCGGAUAUUAUUGAGCCCGUGCAAUAUUCGGAAUGGGCAGCCCCAAUAGUUCCUGUUCUUAAAACCGAUGGUUCUGUGCGUAUUUGUGGCGACUACAAGCUGACAAUCAACUCAGCAACUAAACUGAACCCUUAUCCUCUCCCGCGCAUCGAGGAUCUGUACGCAUCUCUCUCGGGUGGUCAUCAAUUUACAACUUUGGACCUAAAGCAUGCCUACCACCAAGUCGUCCUAAAUACUGAAUCCCGAGACGCCACCACCAUCAAUACGCAUCGGGGUUUAUUUCGAUAUAAAAGACUACCAUUUGGAGUAAGUUCGGCUCCCGGUUUAUUUCAAUGCUUGAUUGAUAAUCUCGUGAAGGAUAUACCUCACGUUUGCGCAUAUCUUGACGAUAUAUUAGUUACCGGCCCAUCUGAACAUAGUCAUCUAGAGACUCUAAACAUCGUGUUAGGACGUUUAAAGGACGCCGGUUUUAAACUCAGGAAAGAUAAGUGCACUUUCCUUGCCGACUCGGUAGAAUACCUGGGCUUCAGGGUGGAUAAAACUGGCCUCCAUCCACUCGAACAUAAGCUCAAAGCCUUAAAGACGGCGCCGCGCCCCAACAAUACUAGUCAAUUGCGUUCAUUCCUGGGGUUGGUCACCCACUUUAGUCGCUUUAUGAAUCAAUCGGCUACAAUUCUCAAGCCUCUUUAUCGACUACUUGAAAAGAAUUGUGGCUGGCACUGGUCGGAGGUCGAACAAAGUGCUUUCGAACAGGCAAAGGCGGCUCUUACCUCCUCAUCUGUCCUAGUUCACUAUGACCCCGAAAAGCCUAUCAUACUGAAAUAUGAUGCGUCUCCGUACGGCGUAGGUGCGGUUCUCAUGCAUCGAAUGCCAUCGGGUUCGGAGAUGCCGAUUGCUUUUGCAUCAAGAACCAUGUCACAGGCGGAAACCAACUAUUCGCAACUAGACAAAGAGGCCUUAGCAAUAAUGUUUGGCCUACAUCGGUUCCACCUGUAUCUUUUUGGCCGACACUUUGAAAUUCACACUGAUCACAAACCCCUCUUAGGUUUGCUGGGAGAAAAACGAGGGAUACAACAGAUGUCCUCGCCAAGAAUGCAACGAUGGGCACUCACUUUAUCUGCUUUACACGUAUGCAAUGAAAUACGUUACAGGUAGUGCAAACGUAGUGGCUGACGCCUUGAGUAGGCUUCCUAUCGUGGACGAUGGCAUUAACGGGGCACCUGUUUUUGAGACCGUGUAUCUUUUGCAGAAUCUAGUCAACGCGCCUGUAACCUGUCAACAAAUUCGACAGUGGACAUCGAGAGACCCUCUCCUUAGUCGGGUAAAAAGAGCCUUACAAUCUGGCUGACCGUCCUCUACCUCCUCUGAUUUUCAACCAUUCUUCAGCCGUCAGAACGAGUUAAGUCUACAAGACGGAUGCAUACUAUGGGGCAAUCGUGUAGUUGUGCCACCGCAAGGCCGACGGGCCAUCCUCAGAGACCUGCAUAAUGCUCAUCCUGGUACAGUUAGAAUGAAAGCUCUCGCCCGCAGCUAUGUUUGGUGGCCCAAAAUUGACGCAGAUAUAGAAAACGUGGUGAAAGCAUGUCACGUGUGCCAAAUAACACAGAAGACCUUACCGAAGGUUCCUCUGAAGCCAUGGGCCUGGCCCGACUCGCCGUGGAAGAGGGUACACGUCGAUUAUUUUGGGCCAUUCCAAGGCCAUAUGGUUUUGGUGGUAGUUGACGCCCACACUAAAUGGAUUGAUGCGAUUCCGACAGGAAAUUCUUGUUCCUCACUGACUACAAUCAACAAGUUGCGAACCGUCUUUUCUACUUUUGGGAUACCUGAAAUGGUCGUUUCAGACAAUGGCCCGGCCUUUACUUGUGCAGAAUUUAAAGAUUUCAUGGAGAAAAAUGGAAUUAGACAUUUAACUACUGCCCCGUACCACGGUGCUUCAAAUGGCCUCGCAGAGCGUGCAGUCCAGACAAUAAAGCACGGACUAGCCAGACAGACAGAAGCGGACUUGGCCACCAAGUUGUCACGCUUUCUGUUCAGCUAUCGCAUAACACCAAACGACUCAACGGGUGCUUCGCCUGCAGAAUUGAUGUUCAAGCGGCAGUUGCGCACACGACUCGACCUGCUUAAUCCAUCAACGCAGGAUAGGGUCAUUGCAAAACAGACGAAGAUGAAAGAACGAUAUGAUGUGAGCACCCGACCACGAGUCGUCGCGCCCAACGAAAGUGUCUACACGCGACUGGAACACGAAACCAACUGGUGUCCAGCGGUAGUUCGAAAAAGCGAGGGUCAAAUAGUGGAGUUAGAGUUAGACGGUGGGAGAAUUGUGCGUCGACAUCUGGAUCAAGUUCGCAGCCGAACGGACACAGUAAGUGGAGAAUUCGGAGAGUUAGAACUGCCAGCAACCCUUGAUAGGGAUCCUGACAUCCCGAGGACUGAGCCCCUACUUCCUGCACAGGGCACUACGCCAUCCACCGAGGCUUAUGUUCCACCUCCUCCUACCCCGGCCAGCACUAACUUAGGGGCAGAGGAGCCAGUGACUGCACAAAGCGGUGCAGAGGUAGAAAAUACCGCCCUGAGAAGAUCGACCCGAAACCGCAAACCCGUCCAACGCUUUCAGGACGAAUCUUAUUAG